AUGAAUGACCAAAGAAGACGAUUGGGCAGUUGUGAGCUGUACAGCAUAGUCUGGAUAGCAGCUAUCAUAGUCGAGCUUACUGCUGCAAGAGCGAUGCUCGAUGAGGAACACGACCCACCGACCGACUUUGAAAAAAACAAGGCUGACGGGAAUAAAUAUGUCUGGGGACGCAUUGACAACCACAACAUCCUCAUUGCUUUCCUUCCCGCCGGCUUUUGCGGACAGAACAAUGCGGCGACGACCAUAGCUUGCUUCAGAUCUUCGCUGCCGCACAUCAAAUUUGGAGUCUUGGUUGGCAUUGCUGGGGCAAUACCUAGAACGACAGUACUGGAGGACAAAGUGUACAUCGACAAAAAACGGGAUAUUCGCUUGGGUGAUGUUGUGAUUGGUCGUCCAGGUGGUACUUCCUCCGGUGUUCUCCAAUAUGACUUUGGCAAAAUGCUGCCCAAAAAUGGGUGGGAGAGAACUGGAUCUAUCAACCUACCUCCACAUGAUUUACUCUCUGUCGUCCAGUUUCUCGAGUCAAAACCAGACAAGCUUUCUGGUCAGAUGCAAGCACUCAUAAACGAGAUGAUUGAGAGAGAGCCGAGCAUGAAAGAGGAAUCCCAACAUCAAGGCGCGGCACAUGAUCGACUUUUCAAGGCAGAUUAUGUUCACAGGACCGAAGAUCCCGACUGCAGUGGUUGUGAUCCCUCGCAGGAGAUUCCUCGACCAAAACGCAAGUCAACACUUCCCGCGAUCCACUACGGCGUGAUCCUGUCAGGCAAUUCACUGGUCAAAGAUGCCGAGCAGAGGGAUACUAUUGCAAGGACAACAAUGCAAGACUGCAUUUGCUAUGAGAUGGAAGCCGCUGCCAUUGUUUCACAGCUUCCGUGCCUGGUAAUACGCGGUAUUUGUGAUUAUGCAGACAGUCACAAAAACGAUGUUUGGCAGCCGUAUGCCGCUGCGACAGCGGCUGCAUAUGCAAGGAUACUUAUCUGCAAUUUGGACCCCCCAAUCCAGGUCAAGAAGAUUCGAUCCAAAGAAUUAGCCUUGCUGUUUGAUCCCAUGUUUGAAUCUGUGAAGAAGCUUGAAGCUCAAAACGGGAGAAUAGAACAGUCGUGCGAGACUGUAGCUACCGCCGCCGAACUCGAUGUCCUCUCACGCCUGCCCAUCUCUGACGAAGCACGGUAUGACUCUUGGGAGGAAAGCAAGAGCGCCCACUGCCUCCCGGAAACCCGUAAAGAUAUUUUCAAGCAGCUAUUAGAAUGGCUAGAGAAGGAGCGUCCGCGCACCUUUUGCCUGAAAGGCAUGACGGGCACGGGCAAAUCUACAAUAUCCCGGAGCUUCGCCACAGACCUGCGAGCGCGCGGUCAACUAGGCGCUUCUUUCUUCUUUAAAAGAAAUAAUAUGAGGCGUGGUACGGCAAAACUGUUUUCCAGUACUAUUGCCGCAGAUUUAGCAGGCCGCUUUUCUGCUGCCCGCGCGAGCAUUGUCGACACGGUGAACAGAAAUGAGCGCAUUGCUCACACAGAGGCCAAACAGCAAUUCCAGCUUCUUGUGUUGGAGCCGCUGGCCAAAGUCCAGCUCGACAAAAACAUUGCCAUUGUCAUCGAUGCAGUUGAUGAAUGCGAUGACACAGACUUGAAGACCUUCUUUUCCCUCGUCUCUGCCUUUCAAAGGGCAGAGCUUCCAAGGGUCAAGCUCUUUUUUACGAGCCGUCCGGACCUUCCUGUGCUCAACUUAUACAAGCCAUUGACAGACGAGUAUGCGACGAUGGCUCUUCAUGAAGUGCAAAGAUCUACCAUUGACCACGAUCUUCGGAUAUACCUGAAGCAUAGGCUGGAGGAGGUUCGCGAGAGUUACAAUAAUUCAGUGGACCAAUUACACAAACAACUGGGACCGAGCUGGCCGAGCCGGGAGGAUGUCGAUAGGCUGCUCAAGAUGUCCGAUCGGCUCUUCAUAUCCGCUGCAACCAUGUGCAGGUCGCUUGAAGAGGAUGAUUCUAUGAGUCGUCCUGACUUGCAGCUCAGUGGCCUUCUAAAACGCAAAACAAUGGGCGGUAACGCGUUCGAGUCGAUCUACAAGCCGGUGCUCGAUCGUCAAAUUCCCAAGACAUACAUGAGUGAAUAUUCCAGGAAGAAUCAGAUUCGUGAAUGCCAGCAAGUUCUCGGCGCAAUAUGUGUUUUGCGCGGCCCUGUCUCUGUACCAACCCUUGCGCGUCUUUCGGGCCUCGACGUCGAAAAACUCGAGCAUCGUUUGAGGAGCCUCCAAUCUGUGAUUGAAGUAAUCAGCCCUAGAGACUCGACGAACAAAGAAGAAAAUCACGUUAAGGUUUUGCAUCGCUCGUUUAUAGAUUACUUUCUGUCGAACGAGGGGGAGUUUUCGCCAAUCCGGGUUGAGGAGAAGGUUGCUCAUCACACCAUGAUGAGGCGCUGCUUAGCGAUUCUCCAUGGGCCUCAGACUUCACUGGCAUUCAGACUUUGCCGAUUCGACUCGUUUGGCUAUCCUUGUUUCUGGAAUUUUCGUCCAGAGGACUUGAACGGCUUUUUUACAGAGGAGCUAGCUUACGCCUGCCGUCACUUCCACAGACAUGCACUUUCUGCACAAGUCGAAAUAAAAGACGCCAUUCACUGGUUGGAGCUGAAAGCUUGGGCCGAGAUUGGAGACUAUUCAUAUCCAGCAAGAGAGUUUCUUCGGCUCCAAAGACUCAUCAGCCGUAACAAGAAAUCCGUAGAGGUCCAAGCGUUAUUGAAGGAUGUGUACCGCUUCGCGGCCGCGAAUUGCGAGAGCUUAGACGAAGCACCGCUGCAAAUAUACACGGCGCUCAUUUUCACACCAAGGAAUAGCAUCGUCCGGAAGAUUUUCGAGCAUCAAUAUAACACAUGGGUCCAGGGAAAACCCAUCGUCGAAUAUAAAUGGAGCCUGGGGUUCAUGACUACCACAGUCAAGCCUCUGCCCGCUCGAGGAAUACUGAAACUUCUCUUCUCACCAAACGAAAGAGUCUUGGCCGCAAUGAGCUGUGAUGCCGUUUGGUUCUUAUCCUACUUGGGCGAACAGUUUCUCUGGAUCCCGAUCGACAACCCCGUAGGUAAUGGUGAAUCACCUGUUGCUGUCGUCUUCUCCUCCGACUCUAAUUUGUUCGCGCUCCGCAACGGGGUUGACGAGAUUGAAAUAUGGAACAUUGAAAACGGGAGCGAGAAUUUCAAGAACAAGGUCCGGUCCUUCAAAGUGAAAUACGAUGCCGACUACUUUCAUCGACCGAGAUCCUUCACUCACAAUAACACCUGUGUGCUGAUUGCUUCACAUCAUUCCGCCGACUUUUGGUCGAUCGAAAGCGGCCAACAUGUCGGCAGCAUUAGAUUUUUUCCCUACGCCGCCCAUGAAGUAGCAGUGUCACCUGACUGUUCGCUUUUGGCCGGCCACUUUGACGAUUGCCUCAUGUACUGGAACAUAGAAUCAGGUGAGCGGAUCCGCAUGACUUUUCUACCGACAGAGAAGAGAGCUCCAAGCUAUGAUCUGGUACUUUCGUCAAACAUGACCGCAUGGACAAUCACGACCGAGUUGACCGGGAGCCAGGAAGUGUACUCGACCGACGCUGUUGGUCCGCUGGCAUUUCUCCAGAAAGAAAAUAAUGCAUACACAAUCUCCGAAGAAUAUCUCAUUAUCGAGUAUGAAGAUGAAAUCAGAAUACGGAAACAUGAAGACCAAAACCCCCAAGUCAUAAAGAAGACGUCUCCAGGUCCAAUCACGACGAUCGCUCAUGGCGGAACACAGCUUGCGUCCUCUACAACAGACGACAUAGCGCCAGGGGUCAUUUUCUUUUACAGACUGCCAAAAUAUCAACCGAGAACCGUGGAUUUUUCCCCUUGCCCAACAGACGAGGGGUUUAGCGACGGACUCCCAGAAUACUUCCAAAAUUCUCCCAAUGGUACCCUGCUGGCGUCCAUAGACCCGAAUUGGGCACGCAUCGUGAGCGCAAGACCAGGACCACCGAGCUUGGUCGAGAAUAGGGGUCUGGCGGAAAUGAUUGCCUUUUCUUCUACGGGUGAUUACUUUACUACAAGUACUAGCAGGCAGCUCUCCCUCUGGGAGAGGACAGGAAAAAGGAAUCGCUCCCUGCGGAAUCGCUAUUUUGCUGACGAGGGAUACUAUAUCCGGUCCGCAGAUUUUGCGUCGGACGCGUGCCUCGUUUUGGUAAUUGCCGAUGGCAAGGGUAUGGUUCGUCUUGUUGCGCUGGAGGUUUCGAGCUUCAAAAUCCUCGGAAAUUCACCAAUGUCAAGAUUCGACGCGCACGAAGCUGUUUUCUCGCCGGAUGAACGCAUAUUGGCCCUAACUGAUGAAUCCCGGGUCUAUAUCUGGGAUUAUCUUAGGGAUUUGUUACUGCUGACUAUACGUGCAAGCGUGACGGCUGUUCGAAUAUCGCCAGACUCGACCCUCGCCCUCUUGAUAGGUUAUAAUUUUCACCAAUUCUGGGACAUUAGGCGAGGAAUGUGUCUACAUUCAGAAACUCGGCGUCCGUUUUCCGGCGCUACCUUUGACCGCAUACAACCAGUCAUUCUCACCAAUAGCGGCAAAGUAGCAUACUGUAUUGCAAGCAGCGCAGCUCAAGCUCUGGGCCAUGAUGAGUCAGGGCUGGAGCAGGCGUUGUUGCCGGAUCAUAGUGGCUGGGAGAGUGGCCGCUCGCGAGCCGCAACACCAGAACCCCCCCGGACCAUGGUCUUUCGGCGAAUCGGGUGGGGGAUUUCCUCAAACGGGAGCUGGAUUACCUGGAACGGCAGGAAAUGGAUGCGGCUGCCCACGCAGUACUGUGCGUAUAGCAGUGCUAUUGAUGGAAAUCAUGUGCUCAUCGUGAACCAUGCCAACAUUGAAGUGCCGUACGAGUUUGCCGAUGUCCCUUGGUUGGGGGAGCUGCCGAAUAAUGUCGAUGUGGAAAUGACGGACUAUUAUGAAGAAUGUGAUCCGAAAGGGCUAGGAAUUAUACAACAACAGGGUGAGCACGAUUACGACAACUUUUUUUCAAUGUAUACGGGAUAA
Messenger RNA from Beauveria bassiana ARSEF 2860, 5016 nucleotides. Its product is annotated as WD domain protein. NCBI's taxonomy places the organism in Eukaryota, Fungi, Ascomycota, Sordariomycetes, Hypocreales, Cordycipitaceae. The transcript has 5 exons. The record is from RefSeq and is a predicted model, not a curated record. Gene Ontology annotation, biological process: nucleoside metabolic process. The coding region runs from base 1 to 5016 and encodes 1671 amino acids. Gene Ontology annotation, molecular function: protein binding; catalytic activity.